CUCCAGCCCACUCCUUUUUGGAUUCUCCUUCCACGUUUCCUAUAAAUCCACGUUGAAACCGACCACCCUCCUCUGACCGCCUGCCAAAGGAGAGAGAGUUAGCGAGCGAGCGAGCGAAAGAGAGAGCGGCGAUGGGAACGGUUUCGGCAUGGGCGAAACCCGGCACAUGGGCCUUGGACGCCGAGGAGCACGAGGCCGCCACGGAGCCCCGGAAAGAAGACAAGGGCUACGACUCCUCCGACUCCGCCUCCGCCUCCCACCACCAUCACCAGCCUUCCGCAGACUUUCCCUCCCUCGACGCCGCCUCCAAGAUCUCCAAGAAGAAGAAGUCCCAGCGCCUCUCCCUCGCCGAGUUCACCACCGGCAGCGCCGUCACCCAUGGCGCCGGUCGCCUCCGGACCUCCUCCUCCUCCAAGGGCCUUACCACCGACGAUCCCCUCGUCCUCCCCAGGGCCCCGCGCGAGCGCUCCGCCGAGGAUCUCGAGCGCUACUCCUCCCGCGGCUUCGGCUACUCGUCCUACGGCGGUGGCGUGGGCGGCCGCGGCCGGAUCUCUGGCGACGACUCCAAUUCCCGCUGGGGCUCCUCUAGGGUUUCGGACGAGCCGAGGAGGGGCGUCUAUGGGGGGGAAGGUUCUGGAUCUAAUAGGGAUCUUGGCCCUUCUCGUGCCGACGAGAUAGAUGAUUGGGGCGCGGCCAAGAAAUCGGCGGCGCCGGAGAGGAGGGACAGGGGAGGGGUGUUUUUCGAUUCCCAUUCACGGGCCGACGAGUCGGAUAGCUGGAUCUCCAGCAAGAGCGCUGCACGGCCUUCCGAUGGAAGGAGGACGAACGGAGGGGGUUUCGACGGUCCUAGAGAGAGGAGGGGUGGGUUUGAUAAGUUCAACAGGGAGGGAUCGAACGGCGGGCCGGAUUUGGAUACGUGGGCGAAGAAAAGGGAGGAAGCGAGCAGCGGCGGGAGGCCGAGGCUCGUGUUGCAGCCCCGGUCGUUGCCGUUGGCCAACGGGAGAAACGAGGAGCUAAGCCGUGGAGAGCAGCCAAAGGGGCCUACUGAGAAGAGCAAGGGAUCGAAUCCCUUUGGAGGCGCCCGUCCACGGGAGGAGGUGCUGGCGGAAAAGGGGCAGGAUUGGAAGAACAUUGAUGAGAAGCUGGAGGCUAUGAAAAUCCAGGAGGCACCACCUGAAAGGCCGUCAUUUGGGAAGAUGGGGAACGGAGCUGGUAGCUUGCCGGAGGAUCGCACGGGAAGGAGUUGGAGGAAGGCAGAUACAAUUGAUGCUACUCCUCUGCCAAGGACAGAGAAAGAUGAAAUGUUACCAGAAAACUAAGUAAUCGCCGGAACUUUGGCAGAGCUGACCUCAUAACUAUCAAUCAAUCUUAAGAUGAUGGGGCAUUCUGCAGUUACAGUUUCUAUUAUUUGUGGCUUUCGACUUUAUAUUGUGGUAACCCUCGAAAGACUAAGGCAGUUUUGGUAGGCAUUUUGAUUCGUAUCUUAGUAGGCUGGCAUGUAAUGGAGAGCGACAGUAUAGCAUUUGGUUUCCUCCCUCCGCCUUUGCUCCUCUAUACCUUGCUUAGAUUAUUUGAGAUUUUUUUUUCCUUUUUUUUAUUAUUUUUUUUAUAGAUGAUUGUACUGCUAUUACUUCUUGAAGGAAAUUUACUGCUCCUAAAGUCUGUUUUGGCUGGUAUUCCCAUUUUGAAUAGGCUUCGUUUUCAA
This is a messenger RNA of Phoenix dactylifera (date palm), 1705 nucleotides long. NCBI's taxonomy places the organism in Eukaryota, Viridiplantae, Streptophyta, Magnoliopsida, Arecales, Arecaceae. The record is from RefSeq and is a predicted model, not a curated record.